AUGCCUAGGAUUCUGAAUGCAAGCGUACCUGGCGCAAUUGAUGAGAAUGUUCUCUUUCUCUGUCGCAUCUAUUUCUUCAGCAACAUACUGUCCGACUUCCACCAAAUUGCCUAUGACAAUGGAACAACGCACCGCUCAGAGGCUCGUGCAAUUAAAAAGCUCGGAGCCAUGGCAUUUGAGGCUGAAAAGGCUGGGACAAUCACAAGAGCCCCUCACAGUGGCCAGAAUGUUCCAGUUAACAAGCACUACGUUCGCCUGCUAACGGCCAUUGAAUGUCGUUUGCCAACCGAGCCAGCCAGGCCACCGCGCUUCGAUAUUGUGGCCCUGGAAAUGAAAAUCCUUCAGACUGCGGUAGAGAAGAAAUUCUCACGCCUGAAACAGGAAAUCCAUGCAGCCCUCGAUGGAAAUUGA
Molecule: messenger RNA, 411 nt
Organism: Penicillium brevicompactum
Lineage: Eukaryota; Fungi; Ascomycota; Eurotiomycetes; Eurotiales; Aspergillaceae
Exons: 3
Coding region: 1-411 (136 amino acids)
Source: RefSeq, a predicted model, not a curated record